Messenger RNA from Phragmites australis (common reed), 1194 nucleotides. Its product is annotated as sex determination protein tasselseed-2. The coding region runs from base 63 to 1052 and encodes 329 amino acids. The record is from RefSeq and is a predicted model, not a curated record. The transcript is spliced from 2 exons. Lineage: Eukaryota; Viridiplantae; Streptophyta; Magnoliopsida; Poales; Poaceae.
AGAAGAGCGCGCACACGCACACACAUUUCCUGUGUGUUGUGUGAGUUGUGACCUGUACAUACAUGCACGCUAGCCUCGCCUCGUACGCGACAACCAUGCCGGUCCUCGACCUCCUUCCGGAGAAGGCGCACGCCCACCAGUCCGCCAUGAUGCCCUCGUGCCAUGGCUGGGACGGCAAUGGCGCUGCCGUCGCACCCACCCCCAUGCCCAAGAGGCUGGACGGGAAGGUGGCCAUUGUGACCGGCGGCGCGGGGGGGAUUGGUGAGGCCAUCGUGAAGCUUUUUGUGAAGCACGGGGCCAGGGUGGUCAUCGCGGACAUCGACGACGCGGCGGGGGAGGCGCUGGCGGCCGCGCUGGGACCUCAGGUCAGCUUUGUGCGCUGCGACGUGUCCGUGGAGGACGACAUGAAGCGCACCGUCGACUGGGCGGUGGCGCGGCACGGCCGGCUCGACGUGUUCUGCAACAACGCCGGGGUGCUGGGCCGCCAGACGCGCGCCGCCAAGAGCAUCCUCUCCUUCGACGCGGGGGAGUUCGACCGCGUGCUCCGCGUCAACGCGCUGGGCGCCGCGCUCGGCAUGAAGCACGCGGCGCUCGCCAUGGCGCCGCGCCGCGCGGGGAGCAUCGUCUCCGUCGCCAGCGUCGCCGGCGUGCUCGGCGGGCUGGGGCCGCACGCCUACACCGCGUCCAAGCACGCCAUCGUGGGCCUCACCAAGAACGCUUCGUGCGAGCUCGGUGCGCACGGCAUCCGCGUCAACUGCGUCUCCCCCUUCGGCGUCGCCACCCCGAUGCUCAUCAACGCGUGGCGGCAGGGACACGAGGACGCCGACGACGCUGACAUCGACAUCGACAUUACCGUGCCGAGCGACGAGGAGGUGGAGAAGAUGGAGGAGGUGGUCAGGGGCCUCGCAACGCUCAAGGGCCCCACGCUGAGACCCAGGGACGUCGCCGAGGCGGUGCUCUUCUUGGCCAGCGACGAGUCCAGAUACAUCUCCGGCCACAACCUCGUCGUGGACGGCGGCGUCACCACCUCAAGAAAUCUAAUCGGGCUGUGAAUGUGAUUAACUACAUUGAAACAGUACUGAGUUCUCGUUCGUCUAGAUGGUGGGACAGUUAGAAGAAAAUUUAGGUGGUGCAAUUGUACUCGAAGUUCAUUUCAUUUGGUUGAUUGAUUCAACAAAGUGUUGGUCUUGAUCA